GUAUAAAUGUGUCUGGCUAUUUUGACAACCGCUCAUUUUCAAACACAGGCUGCACAAGGCAACAGUAUCCUCACUCCAACUACACUAAGUCACCAACUGUCAUCAUGAGGGAAAUCGUCCAUCUCCAAGCCGGCCAGUGCGGGAACCAGAUUGGUGCCAAGUUCUGGGAGGUGAUCUCUGACGAGCACGGCAUUGACCCUACCGGCACAUACCACGGUGACAGCGAUCUUCAGCUUGAGCGAAUCAACGUCUACUACAAUGAGGCCACAGGAGGCAAAUACGUUCCACGUGCUUGCCUUGUCGAUCUUGAGCCAGGUACCAUGGACUCUGUCAGGUCUGGACCAUUCGGUCAGAUCUUCAGACCUGACAACUUUGUCUUUGGACAAAGUGGUGCUGGCAACAACUGGGCCAAGGGUCACUACACAGAAGGUGCUGAACUCGUCGAUUCCGUCCUCGACGUCGUCCGUAAGGAGGCUGAGAGCUGCGAUUGCCUGCAGGGAUUCCAGCUGACCCACUCCCUCGGUGGUGGAACCGGCUCUGGUAUGGGAACACUCCUGAUCAGCAAGAUCCGUGAAGAGUACCCAGACAGGAUCAUGAACACAUUCUCCGUUGUACCAUCACCAAAGGUAUCUGAUACCGUUGUGGAGCCCUACAACGCCACCCUCUCAGUCCAUCAGCUUGUUGAGAACACAGACGAGACCUACUGUAUCGACAACGAGGCUCUCUACGACAUCUGCUUCCGUACCCUCAAGCUCACCACUCCAACGUAUGGUGAUCUCAACCAUCUUGUCUCUGCCACCAUGUCUGGAGUCACCACCUGUCUCCGAUUCCCUGGUCAGUUGAAUGCUGAUCUCCGUAAAUUGGCUGUCAACAUGGUGCCCUUCCCACGUCUUCACUUCUUCAUGCCAGGUUUCGCCCCACUCACCUCCCGAGGAAGUCAGCAGUACCGAGCCCUGACCGUACCAGAGCUUACCCAGCAGAUGUUUGAUGCCAAGAACAUGAUGGCUGCUUGCGACCCUCGCCACGGUCGGUACCUGACUGUUGCUGCCAUGUUCCGUGGCCGUAUGUCGAUGAAGGAGGUCGACGAACAGAUGUUGAACGUCCAGAACAAGAACAGCAGCUACUUCGUCGAAUGGAUCCCCAACAACGUCAAGACUGCCGUCUGUGACAUUCCACCACGUGGUCUUAAGAUGUCGUCCACCUUCAUUGGCAACAGCACGGCCAUCCAGGAGCUGUUCAAACGUGUCUCUGAGCAGUUCACAGCCAUGUUCCGGCGCAAGGCUUUCUUGCAUUGGUACACAGGUGAGGGCAUGGACGAGAUGGAGUUCACUGAAGCCGAGUCUAACAUGAACGACUUGGUGUCUGAGUACCAGCAGUACCAGGAUGCCACGGCCGAGGAGGAGGGAGAGUUUGACGAGGAGGAGGAGGAUGAGCAGCAGGAAGCUCAGUAAACACAGCAAGUCGCCAAAACAACCAAAAGUUACAAAGUCGUUUCAGAACUGAAAUGUCCAAGCAAAAACAAUUACGGAACCGUUGAGAACCAAGAGCUGAAGUCCCAUUGAGAUCAUGUUCAUAUUUUUUUCAGAUGGCUCGACAGUACAUUGAAAUUUAGUACUUGUCAAGAGUCAAAUACAAUGACAUUAAUCAACCAUGUUAUAAUCAAAUCGAUGUUUUCACCAUAAACCUCCAAUCAUCUAUUUCACGCAAAGUUAUAUGAGAUUCGUGAUUAGGAAGCAAAAUCCAUGUUGUGAUCAUUCCAAACAAUUUGACCAGGAUGUUUGACUCUUCUGCAACUUUUUCGAGCUUUUUCCAUGAUUAAGCUAGAGAAGGGUUCAAUACCAUAUAAACCUUUCCUUCACAGAGUAACCCAGGCUGUAACCUUUUUCAACAUCCUCUGUUCUUGUUCGGACACCUUAUGAAUAAACGGUUCAGUUUGCAAGAAA
Molecule: messenger RNA, 1943 nt
Organism: Lineus longissimus
Lineage: Eukaryota; Metazoa; Nemertea; Pilidiophora; Heteronemertea; Lineidae
Product: tubulin beta-4B chain-like
Exons: 3
Coding region: 105-1451 (448 amino acids)
Biological process (GO): mitotic cell cycle; microtubule cytoskeleton organization
Cellular component (GO): microtubule; cytoplasm
Molecular function (GO): structural constituent of cytoskeleton; GTPase activity; GTP binding
Source: RefSeq, a predicted model, not a curated record